This is a messenger RNA of Effrenium voratum, 3648 nucleotides long. Lineage: Eukaryota; Dinophyceae; Suessiales; Symbiodiniaceae. The record is from the annotation of a GenBank genome assembly.
AUGGCUGAUGCUGAAGAGCUCAAGGACGAGAAAGAUGUGAUCAAAGCCGAUGAUGAGCAGGCAGAUGCUCAGAAGAGAGAGGAUGAGUCGAUCAAGAAGAAUCGACAGCUGCGAGCAGAAGUUGGACCGCAAGCCUUCAACUACGUGAAGCGGCUACACAAGAACCUUGGUCAUCCUGCCCCCGAUGUGCUUUGUCAAAUGCUCAACAAGGUGCAGGCGACCGACACGGUGCUGAAGGCGGCGAAGAACUACCUCUGUCCAAGCUGUGUCAGCAAACGGACCCCGCUCACUUGCCCUCACCCCCCCCCCUCCGUGGUGGACUCAGCGUGGAUCAACACCGACACGGGCCGGAAAUGUGUGCUGACCAUUCUGGAUCAAGCAACUAGGUAUGUGGCGGUGCACAUCUUGAAGGCCGAGCGUGCGGAGGAGCUCAUUAAGGGCAUCGAGCGGGCUUGGAUCAAACAGUUCGGAGUUCCUCGCUUCCUGAGGACUGAUGAGGCGAAGGGCUGGGCUAGUCGGAUGCUUCGGGACUGGGCCAGCGACAAGAACAUUGCCCUGGAGAUUGCGCCGGCGGAGGCACACAAUUGGCUCGGUGCAGUGGAGAGAAAGCACCAGGUCAUUCGGAGAGCACUGGAGCUCUUCAUGGAGGUGAACGCGAUGAGCAUGACACGUGGCUUCACGCCAACUCAGUGGGUGAUUGGGAGGAGUCCCAACCAAGUACAAUCACUCACCGGCGACCUGUUCACCCCGACAGUUGACGCCUUGGAUGCAGCUGGUGAGUUUGCCAAUGUGCAGAAGAAGCGACUGGCAGCUCAAACGGCGUUUAUACGCGCAGACAGCGAUGCCAAGCUCAGGCGGGCCAUGAACCAGAACUACCGGCAGAUCAAGGACACGGUGGUGGAUGGACAGGUGGUCUACUACUGGCGGGAGAAGGGAGCCGGAAUCUUGCAGAAGCAGAAGUGGCGUGGACCGGCAAGAGUGGUGGCCAUUGAGCAAGAUAACAAGGAUCGCGAUGCCGUGAUUUGGCUGGCACAUGGGACCUCUCUGCUGAGAUGCGCUACGAAUCAGGUGCGCCCCCGCUUUGAGGACACCGGGAUUCCUUUGAUCUCAGACCCCAACACGGCGCUGAAGGACCUGCAGGAGUUGAGGGCGAGAAGUACCACGCAGUUCAAGGAUGUUUACCAUCCUGAGUUGCCGGGAGACGAAGAAGAUGACAGCGACGAGCUCGACGCCGAGUAUGAACCUGAAGAACCUGGAGAGCCAGGUGAGUCACCCGAGGUGGAUGAGAGCAUGUUGCCGGGCAUCGUGGUUUCUCUGAUCCGGAGCCAUGCGAGAAGGGCGAGCGGGUCAGAACCGAUGUCUCGUGAGCGAACGCCUCGGCGAGAAGCCAGUGAACCAGACCCAGCACCACCAUCUGAAGUCAGUGGAGAAGCAGGUGGACCAGAAGACGGGCGUGAGAGAAAGGAGAGUGACCGACCUGAACCUGAAGGCGUGAGAGAAGAGAAGCGACGCCGUGUCGCAGAUCCUUCAGAUGUGCCCGUACCCGAAGACAUUGCCGAUGAUGACCUCAUCAUCGAUGACAUCACCUUCGUCGAUGGCAUGGACCCUGAUGUCCCGGAUGGCUGGGUCAUGGUCGACGGUGAGUACGAGCUCUCGGAUGUGUGGAUGGUCCAGAACUUGCGGAAGACGGAGGCAUCAGAGAAAACGAUGACAGCUGAUGAGAAGGCCCUCAUGAUGCAGGCUAAGAUGGAGGAGCACAAGAACUACUUCCGCAACAAGGUCUGGAACUUUGCGGAGGUGAACCCGGGCGAUGAGUCGCGGAUUGUGUCAACACGAUGGGUGCUGACAUGGAAGGUCACGGAGAAUGGUCCGAAGGCAAAGGCACGGCUUGUGUUGCGCGGAUACCAGGACCCGGUCUUUGUGCAGAACUUGGACUGGCUGAUGUUCGUUGGGGACGUUCGAGCAGCUUUUCUGUCUGGAGCAAGCUUCGACCGGAAGAUCCUCGCCAAGCUACCCGCGGACUGUAGUGCUCUACUUGGAGUACGUGGACAAGCCUACAUGCGGCUGCUGAGAAGCGCAUAUGGCCUCGCGGAUGCGCCAUUGCUGUGGUAUCGGGAGGCAAAAUCCAGAGUGGAAAAGAUUGGCUUCAGGUGCCACAGACUGGACAAAUGUUGCUUCAUGUACUACGGCAAGGCCGACUACGCACUGAAGGUCAUCCUCAUCAUGCACGUCGAUGAUGUGAUGUGCGCCCAAGCUCGUGAAUCGGAAGCAGAUGCUGUGGUCGAGGAGGUGCGCAAGAACUUUGACUUUGGCAAGUGGAAGAAAUUGUCGGAGAAGAACCCCAUCACAUACUGCGGAUGCCAGAUCAGCAUUCAACACGGUGAGAUCAACCUGGAUGCGGAGGAGUACCUCAAACAGGUCAAGCCGAUCACUGUGGAUAAGAACGGAACCGGUGACAUGACGGACCGGGAAGUUUCGAAGUGCCGUGGUUUGCUUGGAGCACUUCAAUGGCCAGCAGGACAGGUGUCCCCACAUCUUUGUGCUACCACGAGCAUCCUGGCGGGUGAGGUCGCAGCAAGGGCAAGGACCGCAAUUACGGAGCUCAACAAGGGGCUGAGGUUUGCCAAGGCGACAGCUGGGGUGCAUCUGAAGUUCCCAAGCAUGGUGAAGAACCUGGACGAGCUGUGCUUUGUGGCGUUUUCCGACGCGGCUUUUGGCAUUUGUCGGGACUUUAGCUCGCAAGGUGGCUACAUCCUGGUGGCGGCAAACAAGAAGUUGCUGGAGGGUGAGUGCAUGCGGUACACAACCCUGGCUUGGAGGUCAUUCAAGCUGGAUAGGGUGUGCCGGAGUUCGCUUUCCGCAGAAAGCCAAGCAUGUGCGACGGCGACGGACGAGCUGAUGAUCACCAAGCUCUUCUACUCCCUCACGCUCGAUCCUGACCAAGAUCUGAGAUCUGGCGAGACGGUGAAGAAGGCGGGUCAGAGUGCGGUGGUGAUUGAUGCUCGGGCGUUAUACGACGCGACCAAGCGGGACACGAUCAAGAACGCUGUGGACAAGCGGGCUGCUGUGCAAAUCCUGCGCAUUAAGGAGGCGCUUGAGUUCACCGGCAGCGAGAUCAGGCAGUCACUGGCCGAUGCGCUGGGCGGUGGCUACAUUCAACUGGUCUUUGACGAGACCUUCACAGCGGCGAAGAAGAAGACCCACAAGGAGCGGAGUCAGCAAAGCCAGGUGGUGCGCGGAAGCGCCGUGGCGAACUAUGUGAAGGCCAUGAUCAUGGCCAAUGCGGCAGAGUGUGCAGAAGGAAAGUCAGCGGAGGACGAUGAUGACUUCGACUGGCUCAUCAUCUACGGUGUCAUCAUGGUGGUGGUUGUGAUGAGUGUGCUUAUCACCAUUUUGGUGAUGAAGCUCAUCAAGGCAGAGAAGAAGAGCAUGCGAGACAUGGAGACGCAGACCGAUGAGAAUGCCUUCCUGAGAGGAAGAUGCCAGACCCUGGAAAGGAACAGCUCCGUGCUGAUGGCAUCCGCUGGGGGCGCGUUGUUGCGCAUUGCCCUCAGCCUGGAGCCCAGGCGCGUGGUGCAUGUGGUGCGGCCCCCGAGCUUCAUAGCAAUCCCACGGCCGCCGCACUCUAUGAGCCAGGCCAGCGUGUAG